Onychomys torridus (southern grasshopper mouse) is the source of this 1320-nucleotide messenger RNA. It is a transcript of the gene Cdc20b, whose product is annotated as cell division cycle 20B. Gene Ontology annotation, biological process: positive regulation of anaphase-promoting complex-dependent catabolic process; anaphase-promoting complex-dependent catabolic process; positive regulation of ubiquitin protein ligase activity. Lineage: Eukaryota; Metazoa; Chordata; Mammalia; Rodentia; Cricetidae. Gene Ontology annotation, cellular component: anaphase-promoting complex. Gene Ontology annotation, molecular function: protein binding; anaphase-promoting complex binding; ubiquitin ligase activator activity. The record is from RefSeq and is a predicted model, not a curated record.
AUGUUGAACUCACAGUUUCCACUGUUGACUUUUGAUUCGGUCACUACAUACUCCAACUUCAAGAGCAACUUUGUGAAGAGGCUGUCUGCCGAGACGCCUGUGGCCAGCAGCCCCAUCACCACCAGAUGGCAGCCAAACGCAGCCAGGGACCAGGAAGCCUGCUCUUCUGUAGAGGGCUCGACCUCAGACAUCCCUGAAUCCUCAUCAGUGUUGAAGACAAUGCCAGCAGCGGACACCCUAACUCCACAUGAACCCAGUCUUAGGCUUUCCGUUAGAUUCCACAGCAAAGAAUCACUUAAAACCCCCCUCAAAGGAAGCUCUGAAAUGAAUAGCUCCAAUCUCCAUUUACAAGACACCUCAUGUAGGGGACAGAGGAAAACAUUCCUCUCAGCCAAUGGGAAAUGGCUAAACCAGCUGUUUUCAACCCAGAGGGGAGUUCAGCAAACUGAUGGGAAAACGCAUCUCUGUGAGAAAUCCUAAUGUGUCUGCGCAGGCUGUAGAGAUGGAGUCAGAGAUGAAUCCUUCUACCUCAAGAGGUUCAGCAGUGUCCACCAUUCCAUGUGUCAACCAGGAGUGAAGCUUCAUCUUACGGGCUUUUGAAAUGACUACUACCUCGAUAUCCCAGACUGGAAUUCUCAAAAUCUUGUUGCUGUAGCCCUCGGAUCCCCUGUAUACAUCUGGAACAGACAAAACCACAGUGGGAUUGAAAAAAUAGACUUAAGCCUCUUCUGUAAUUAUGCAUCAUCUGUGUCCUGGAUCAGAGAGGGAUCGUGCCUGGCUGUUGGCACCAGCAAGGGAGAAGUACAGUCAUGGGAUAUAAUCACUAAAAAGCGGCUGAGAAACACGCUUGGUCACUUGUCAGUAGUUGGAGCCCUGUGCUGGAACUACUGCACCCUCAGCAGGAGAGCUGCUGCGGCUGCCGACUUCUGUGUACAUCAUCCAGGUGACCUUGCUUUCUCCAGGGCUCACUUGUCUAUGUUCUUACCUGGAACUUUACAGGCCACGGAGUGGUGUCCCUGGUGAUCUGAGGUCCUUGCCGUUGGAGGAGGAUUGAAGGAUGGACACCUACGGGUUUUGGACGUAAAUACUGAGAAGAACAUUCAGACCCCAAGCACACACUCACAGAUUUGCUCCCUCAUCUGGCUACCUAAGACAAAGGAGAUUGCAACAGGCCAAGGUGCUCCCAAGAGUGUUGUGGCUCUGUGGGCCUGCCCCACUCUUUCUCCCACGGGUCACAGAGGCAGGGCGCUGCACCUGGCCCCGAGUCCAGACGAGAUCCUGGCGCAUGGGACAGCUUGUGUGUGGAAGAAGCACCCGUGA